Echinostoma caproni is the source of this 420-nucleotide messenger RNA. The record is from the annotation of a GenBank genome assembly. NCBI's taxonomy places the organism in Eukaryota, Metazoa, Platyhelminthes, Trematoda, Plagiorchiida, Echinostomatidae.
UGUGGUACCCCGUUUUCCGCGGACGAUGUGAUUUUGCUCAAUCCUCAGACGGAAGAAGAAAUCGAAGCUGCCAAACAGCGAUUGUUGGCUUAUCAACAGUCUGUCUCAACGAGCAGCAAGGCAAAGAAGCGACCAGCCACAGGGGCCUGCUCGAGCGGAUCCACAUCCAAGCCAACUGUGAAUGAUGCUAGUGACAGUGCGACCAAACCAAAGAGGUCUGCACCGGCAACAGCAAACAUUGGAAAUCAGGCCGCGGAAUCCUCCGGCACUCGCCAGUCCUCUGCAUCGAGUUCCACUCGAUCCAUUCAAGAGGAUCCAACCGCGAGCUCCGUGUACAAAUCCCUGUUUACAACAUCUGAGGAGGCGAGACGCCAGCCCAAAUCUCACUGGGUCACAUUCAAUCCGCUGUACUUUCGUUGA